UCGCUGAGAGGGGAACUGGACGUCCCGCUGUCUCCAGUGGAAUACAAGCAAUGGACAUCGAGAAGGUCAACUCCAUGGACUUUGGAGAAUUUGUGGAUGUCUUUGGGAAUGUCAUUGAGAGAUGUCCUCUGAUUGCAGCUGCUGUUUGGUCCCAGCGACCAUUCUCUGAUUUGGAAGAUUUAAAGAAGCACUUUUUUGCCUUUAUCGAUGCCCUUCCACAGUCAGGCCAAGAGGGCAUCCUGCGCUGCCACCCGGACCUGGCGGGCAGCGAGCUGCGGCGGGGCACGCUCACGGCCGAGUCGCAGCGGGAACAAAGCGGCGCGGGCCUGACGACCCUGGACGCGGACGAGCGGCUCCGGCUGGCGGAGCUCAAUGCGCAGUACCGCGCGCGCUUCGACUUCCCCUUCGUGCUGGCCGCGCGCUUCAGCGACCGGGCGGCGGUGUCGCGUGAGCUGGCGCGCCGUCUGCUCUGCCGGUCCGCGCAGGAGCUACGCACCGCUCUGGGCGAGGUGAAGAAGAUCGGCAGCCUGCGCCUGGCCGACCUCCUCCGCGCCGACCCUGCCAAGCUGUAGCUGCCGUGCGGGCCAGGGACCUGGGAGGCACAACCAGACGCGCGGGGGGCCACAGCCCGGGGCUGUGCGUCCUGGGCGGGAGGCGGACUCGGGCCUGAAACAGCGUCCAUACACGUGCACAAAGGAAGUGGAGAAUUGAAGCAAUCAUACGAGUAAUGAGUCCUUUUGUCCACCCACCCACACGCGCACACGUUGCCAAAAUAUCCAUAUUGUUUAGUGCUUUGCCCCGGAUUUAUCCAGCUCAUUGCUUCAAUUCUUCACUCCCUUUGCGGCCCCCGACACCACCGGCCUUUGUGGAUUCCAAAGCGUUUAUCCAGUUCUCCCCAACCCUCUCCUGCUAAGCCCGAACUGCAAAGCAAAACGGACGGAAAAGGAAUCUUUUAUGCUACAGCGGUUUGUCUGUUUUUCUCUU
Rhinopithecus roxellana (golden snub-nosed monkey) is the source of this 984-nucleotide messenger RNA. It is a transcript of the gene URAD, whose product is annotated as ureidoimidazoline (2-oxo-4-hydroxy-4-carboxy-5-) decarboxylase. The record is from RefSeq and is a predicted model, not a curated record. Bases 51 to 572 code for a protein of 173 amino acids. The transcript has 2 exons. Lineage: Eukaryota; Metazoa; Chordata; Mammalia; Primates; Cercopithecidae. Gene Ontology annotation, biological process: allantoin metabolic process. Gene Ontology annotation, molecular function: carboxy-lyase activity.